Molecule: messenger RNA, 2311 nt
Organism: Tilletiaria anomala UBC 951
Lineage: Eukaryota; Fungi; Basidiomycota; Exobasidiomycetes; Georgefischeriales; Tilletiariaceae
Product: WD40 repeat-like protein
Exons: 2
Coding region: 126-2285 (719 amino acids)
Biological process (GO): rRNA processing
Cellular component (GO): small-subunit processome; Pwp2p-containing subcomplex of 90S preribosome
Molecular function (GO): protein binding
Source: RefSeq, a predicted model, not a curated record
GCUUGUGCACACCCGGCUAGACGGAGGGUUACCAUCUCACACACCUCCAAAAGUGGGCUCACGAAGGGCCGGCAUACAGUAUAACUUUCUUUGGGUUCCCGUGAUCGGUCGAGCGGUGCCUCAUCAUGUUGAUGAUAUCGAACAGUCGUCCCAAGAAGCGCCCCUCUGAGGGCAAACGCGAUAGAGAAGGCACGUCGGAAAGAAAGAAGGCUAAUAAACAUUCAAACAGACCUCUCUCCGCACAAGAACACGCAGAGCAAGCGGCGCUCGAAGCCAGCCUCUUUGGUGUCUCCAAGAUACCCGUUACGACUACGAGUGUAUCAAAGGGGAAAAGCAAGCAAGCCAAUGCGGAGCAGCAAGAUGAUGAGGACCACUUUGUCGCUGGGCCUGCUGGAAGCAAUGUCAAGCUCGGCAGCCGUCGAGAGAUGCUAGAGCAAGAAGAGAUGGGAGAGAUGGAUGAUGAUGAGCUUUUCGUUAUUGAUGGCGGAGACAACAAUGAUGCAAAUGUCUUGCCCGGUUCAGGUGCAUCUGCGUCUAGCGCAUCUGAAAAAGAAAAGAUAAUGUCGGACUCAGAAGAGUCUGGCAACGAAAGCGUGGACUAUGAGAUGGACGAUGGCAUGUCCGGGCAAGAAAAGGUUGAAAACGCUGAAGUCGACGCUUUGAAGGAUGAGAGUCAUGUCGACGAUGCCAAAGUGGGCACAAAUGCGUCACUAGAUGGCCACGCUCAAAGACGACGCUUCAAGUCCGUAUGGCGCGACCCUGAUGAUGCCACUUUGCAAAUUCCGCUCGCCGGUCCCUCCGCAAGGGCUGCCGAUGGCACAUUCGUUGGCACAAAACGGCUAAGACGGCUGCGAAAGAGUGCGGAUGAGAUGUCGGUGGACGGAAUCGAAUACGAGCGACGGCUGCGUGAGAUGUUCGAAAAGCUGCAUCCGAAACCGGUCUGGGCGAUGCGGAUGUUCCGAAAACCAGCAGCUCGGCAGACGGAGAUCGAGAAAACUACAGCGGAAACACCUACGAAUGGUCUGGAGAUUCAAGAACAGUCUGGCCCAUCUUUGGCGGAUCUCUUAUCGCAAGAGGAUACCGGUCUUCUUCGACAGCUCAAGUCCAAGACAAAAGCGACGCUUGCACCAGGCACGAUCGAGAUCGAACGCCUGAGGAACGCAAACGAAGCCCAGCCAUUGUCAGACGAGGCAGCUAUCGAAUCGCUAGCAUUCCAUCCUUCGUCCCGCACAUCGAUCCUUAUGACCGCCAGUCGUGACCGCCGGUUGCGAUUGUUCAGCAUCACAGGCGGCAACAGCAACCCUUUGUUACAAACGCUGCACAUACCGGACAUGCCUGUCAAAACGGCCAUGUUCAUCAGUGGCGCAGGCUCAGCAGAAUGGAGCACAGCAAGCAGCAGCAGCGUCCUGAUAAGCGGCCAGCGGCCGUACCUGUACGCCUGGGAUCUCCAGAGUGGUAAAGUUAUGCGCAGCAACCCUUGGCGCGGUGGUGCGGUGAGCGGCUCAGCCGAUGGUGGGGAUCGGGAUCUGAGUCUGGCGACGCCGCAGCCUGCACAUACCGGUGGUUCGCUGGUCGCAUUCAGAGGUCGUGCGGGGAUCGUCCACCUCGCAGACUGGGGCCGGUCGGGCGGCUCUUCCUCCUCGAUCAUCGCUUCCUUGCGCACGAGUGGCACCCUUGCAGGGCUGGCGUGGGAUCGAUCGUACGACCGCAGUCCAGACGGGCGGACGCUUGUCACGCUCAGCACAGGCGGGGAAUUCGGCAUCUGGGACACGCGCAACCUGCGCGCAGAGGUGGUGAAACGCGAUCACGGUAUUUUCGGCGCACAAGGCUUAGAGUGUAGCCCGGAUGGGAGCAGCUGGCUUGUCGGCAGCGAGAAUGGCAUCGUGAGCAGGUACGAUGGAUCCGACCUGCUGAGCAACCCCGGCUCCGUCGACUUCAAUACUGCUUCUGCUGCCGCCGACGACGCGGGCUUGAAAGUCAUUCGCGGAAAGUCUGACGGCGCCAUCUCAAUUGCAGCGUCCAAGACUCUGGAGAACUUGACGACUGCGCUGACGACGAUGCGGUUCAACCCAGACGGACAAGUGAUGGCGAUGGCGAGCCGGAACAAGAAAGACGCGAUGCGCCUCGUGCAUUUCCCCUCUAUGCGCGUGUUCUCAAACUGGCCCACUUCUGGCACACCGCUCGGGCAUGUCACUGGCGUCGACUUCAGUCCAAGUUGCCGGUUUGUGGCUAUUGGGAAUAGCAGGGGCAAGGUGCUGUUGUACAAUCUCAGGCACUACGCCUAGGCCAUAAUUUUGAAAUCACAUUUGAU